AUGUAUAACGAGGACUCGGACGUCGUGGUUCACCGGGGGCGGCUGUCCAUGUACACCUCCAGCGACCCCUUGUCUUGCCACAACCAAGACAGUGCAACGGAUCAGGUGUUGGGUGAGGUGAGGAGGCUAGUGGACAUGUACGAGGACGAGGAACUCAGCAUCACCAUGACGGGACACAGCCUUGGCCCGUCGCUUGCCACCCUGAACGCGUUCGACAUCGCCGCGAACGGCUACAACGUGGCGCCGCGCGCCGCGGGGACCGUCUGCCAUGUCACCGCGUUCGCAUUCGCCAGCCCGCGCGUCGGCGGCUCCGGCUUCAAGAAGCGGUUCGACGGCACGCCCGGUCUGCGGCUCCUCGGCGUCCGCAACGCGCGCGACAUCGUGCCCAAGUACCCGGCCGUGUUCUACCACGACGUCGGCGCCGAGCUGGCGAUCGACACGAGGGAGUCGCCGUACCUGAGGAGCCCCGGAAACGAGCAGAUCUGGCACAACCUGGAGAACUACCUGCACGGCGUGGCGGGCACGCAGGGCCCGGGGGGAGUGUUCCAGCUCGCGGUGGAGCGGGACGUGGCGCUGGUGAACAAGGCGUACGACGCGCUGCGGGACGAGCACGGGGUGCCGGCCGGGUGGUGGAUCCCGUGGAACAGAGGCACGAUCAAGGGCGCCGACGGGCGCUGGAGUUUGAUGGAUUGCGAGGAGGAAGAGAAUGCCGAGUAG
Phragmites australis (common reed) is the source of this 717-nucleotide messenger RNA. RefSeq names its product phospholipase A1-II 6-like. Gene Ontology annotation, molecular function: glycerophospholipid phospholipase A1 activity. The record is from RefSeq and is a predicted model, not a curated record. Bases 1 to 717 code for a protein of 238 amino acids. Gene Ontology annotation, biological process: lipid metabolic process. The transcript has 3 exons. Lineage: Eukaryota; Viridiplantae; Streptophyta; Magnoliopsida; Poales; Poaceae.